Messenger RNA from Chenopodium quinoa (quinoa), 1041 nucleotides. RefSeq lists its product as uncharacterized. The transcript is spliced from 2 exons. Bases 1 to 777 code for a protein of 258 amino acids. Lineage: Eukaryota; Viridiplantae; Streptophyta; Magnoliopsida; Caryophyllales; Amaranthaceae. The record is from RefSeq and is a predicted model, not a curated record.
AUGGCGGCAUCUCGGUGGCCUACACUUGAGGUACAGGUGCUCUUACUAGUGGUGGUGGUGGCGGUUGCAGUGGCGAGGGUGAAUGGUAAUGGUUCAAUAGCGACUGCGGCGGUGCAAGAGAUGGUUGAUGAUCCAGGAUCAGCGUCGAAGAGUUGGGGUCGAGCUGCCAAGGAAGCCACCGAUUGGGGGAAGGAUAUGAUUGUGCAGGCCCUCCGGUUGAACCGCUCGGGUUGUUGGGUUGGUGGCGAUGCUCCUCAGGCCACACAAGAUAAGGGAGAGCUAAGGUCCAACAUUCCUAGAGAGGCAACAUCAAGGGCAUAUGAAACCCCCGAGGAAGCCUCCAUUAGAGCAAAGCGAAAUUGCCAACAAUCAAUGAAAUCAUGUGAAACUAAGGAUGUUCCGGUUGAGAAGGCUCCUCCUGUGACACAAUUUGCCGCUGUUGAGACAUCUAAACAUGCCAAGCUAUGGGGUGAUAAGAUGGGUGAGACAAUUCGACGUAUAAAGGAUAAAGCUAAAUCUGCAGCUAACAAGGCUAUGUUAAUGAAAAAUGCUGCUUUUGGGAAUUUAGAAAGCCAAGAAGUAAAGGGUAAGAUAACCCAAGAGAAUGUUGUGGAAGACCUAGGUAAAGAUCAAGAAGAAAUGGCUGACCAAAAGGCCGAGGAGGAAAAGGAGAAAGUGAGCCAAAAUGCUCGAAAUGCCAAGAAAAUGAAGGGUAACAAAAGGAGGAAGAAGGUGAUAGAUGAACGGAAGGUGAACGAAGAUUCGAAUGAGCUUUAAUUUAGAUCGAUUAUGGAUGAUAUUGUGAAGGAGAAGGCUACAGAUGGGCAUGAUAUAGUACUAAGGAGAGGGUCUUGGACUCUUGGGGAUGUCUAUGAUGAGAAUUAUAGUUGACUUUUUAAGUAAAAAAAGUUGACUUGGUUUGGUUUUGGAAGUUUUUAUUUUAUUAUUGUUGAUAGUUAAAACAUGUUUUUGGGAUGUAUUUAAGUGAUUAGAUGAUAGAGCAGGGAUAGAUGUAAUAUAUAAUAAGUUCGUAAUUACUCC